Molecule: messenger RNA, 942 nt
Organism: Symbiodinium sp. CCMP2592
Lineage: Eukaryota; Dinophyceae; Suessiales; Symbiodiniaceae
Source: the annotation of a GenBank genome assembly
AUGGAGCGAUUGCAGCACUGCCGCGACCUGGAGUCCAUGCUGAGUGCAGCCCUUGGUGUGGUGCAGCGUGGGGACGAGGAUCUCCACAAAGAGAUCAACGAGCGAGUGGAUGUGGUGGAGAGACACCAUUCGUCCGUCUCCAAGGAGCCGACCUGCAUUCAUCAAGCUCGUUUGCAGGUUAACAGCCUCACCGUCAAGAGUGCUGCACAUGAUGUGGACAUUGGGAAAGGCAGCGACGACUUGCGCAAGCUUGAGCGCCUCCGCGCCGAGGAUGCCAUCUACGAGGAGUUGGAUCAGAAGGUCUACGAAAAGAACUUUGCUUCAUUGGAGGAUAACGUCACAAAGCUGACGCGCGGCACUGUGAAGCUGUGCCAGGUCGUUGGAGUCUUCCCUGGUGCGCGCAUGAACGACGGCACAGAGGAAGAACUGGAUGUGGACGUCGAGCUGUUAAAUUGGGAGGACUGUGCGCAAAAUCUCGUCGGCCGCGUCGACAAGACGUGGAGACAGCUUUCUUCCCAGAAGUAUCGAAGCAUCUUGGACCUCGUGGGGAAGAAGGCGGAUCACUCUGUGCUGCGGCUACUGCAGAUCUCGCAGCAGCACAUCGAGAGCCAGCUGGAUCGUGUGCGGCACGAGCGAGAGCUUUGGAAAGAGGUGGUCGAUAAGCGGGCGCAGCAGCCUCUGCAGUUAGCCCUGACGCUGAAGGAUCCCCACACUGGGCAGACGAUCCCCGCACCCCAAGGCUACAGCAUGCCUGGGGGAGUCACACCUCCGGGAGGCAUGGCGAUGAAUCCCCGGCCUAUACCGUGUGGUGGGAUGGGAGAGCCCAUUCUUCCUGCUCCUCCUGGGAUGGUGAUUCCAGAUGCUACGAGCAGUGCAUCGCUAAAGGCCUCCCCGUUGGCAAAGCGAAUUGCGCGGCCGCCCCCCUCCGGUGCCAAAGCGUAG